Molecule: messenger RNA, 6282 nt
Organism: Gavia stellata (red-throated loon)
Lineage: Eukaryota; Metazoa; Chordata; Aves; Gaviiformes; Gaviidae
Gene: FILIP1
Product: filamin A interacting protein 1
Exons: 8
Coding region: 469-3999 (1176 amino acids)
Source: RefSeq, a predicted model, not a curated record
UCUGAGAACUAAACUGCCAAAGCCUAACACCACCUAGCAACAGUUGAAAAAACUUUUAAACAAAAGUCUGGGUGAGACACAGACAGAGUAUACCUCCUACUUCUCCUGCCUGGGAUUUCUGCGAGAAGCAGCUUUGGUUUUCUGUUCUCUACCCCAUUUCCUUCAUUACUUCAGCUGCUGGUAGACCUAGAAAAGUGGGAAAAGCUUCUCUCUUUGUGUUCUCCUGGGCUGGAUCAGUCUACUACUGUGGUAGUGCUGUGGGACAAGCUACUGUGAUCUUGCGGUGUAAAGGAUAUAUUCCUAGGUUCGUGUUGCUGACAGGGAGCAGCAGGGACCCCAGUCAGCCUCAGGUGGGAGCAGCAGAGCGAUGGCACAGGGACACCUCCACCCUCGACUCCCUCCUCUCCCCUCUGGACCUAGAUUCUAGCGAAGCCCCUGCUCUGGAAGCAUCCCUCGACACAGGUAGGGAUGAGAUCCCGAAACCAAGGUGGAGAAAGCUCGUCUAACGGGCACUUCUCCAGUUCCAAGCCUGUCAUCAGCCAUGCAGAAAAUGAAAAACUUCAGGAGGAUGCCAAGAAAAAGAACAAACCUCAUCGGAAGGAAGAUGAGGUCAUGGUUUCAGCAACUGUCAAACGGCACUCAAAAUCACCUGGACCUACUGAACGAAAGAACAAGAAGUCCAUAGAGCUUUCUAAAGAGGACUUGAUAAAACUCCUCAGUAUAAUGGAAGGAGAACUGCAGGCAAGGGAGGAUGUGAUCCACAUGCUGAAGACAGAGAAAACCAAACCUGAAGUUUUAGAAGCUCAUUAUGGGUCUGCAGCUCCAGAGAACGUGCUCCGAGUACUACACAGGGAUGCCAUCCUUGCCCAAGAAAAGUCUAUAGGGGAAGACGUCUAUGAAAAACCAAUUUCAGAGCUGGACAGACUUGAAGAAAAGCAGAAAGAGACAUAUCGGCGCAUGCUGGAACAGCUCCUGUUGGCAGAAAAGUGCCAUCGCCGCACAGUUUAUGAGUUAGAAAAUGAGAAACAUAAACAUACAGAUUACAUGAACAAGAGCGAUGACUUUACCAACCUCUUGGAACAGGAGCGGGAGAGGUUGAAGAAACUUCUUGAGCAGGAGAAGAUCUAUCAAGCCCGGAAGGAGAAGGAACAUACAAAGCGGCUCAAUAAACUAAGAGAAGAACUAGUCAAGCUCAAAUCAUUUGCACUCAUGCUGGUGGAUGAAAGACAAAUGCAUAUUGAACAACUUGGUCAACAAAGCCAGAAAAUACAGGACUUAAAUCAAAAACUAAAGGAAGAAGAAGAAAAGCUUAAAAUUAUUAGUGCAAAAACAAAAGAAGAUGGACAAAAACUGAUGAAGUUAGAGGCAGAACUUGAACAUAAAACAUCAUCAUUUUCUCAGGAGCAUGAGGAGAUGACUGCUAAACUGGCUAAUCAAGAAUCGCAUAAUAGACAGCUAAGGCUGAAGCUAGUUGGGUUGACUCGCAGAAUAGAGGAGCUAGAAGAAACUAACAAAAAUCUUCAAAAAGCUGAGGAGGAACUUCAAGAACUAAGAGAUAAAAUAGCGAAAGGGGAAUGUGGGAACUCUAGCUUAAUGGCAGAAGUGGAAAACCUCCGCAAGCGUGUGCUUGAAAUGGAGGGGAAAGAUGAAGAGAUCACAAAAACUGAAUCCCAGUGUAAAGAGCUAAAAAAUAAACUGCAAGAGGAGGAGCACCAUAGCAAAGAGUUGAAACUUGAAGUGGAAAAAUUGCAGAAAAGAAUGUCAGAACUAGAGAAGCUGGAAGAGGCUUUCAGUAAAAGUAAGUCUGAAUGUACCCAGCUACACUUAAACUUAGAGAAAGAAAAGAAUUUGACUAAGGAUUUGAUAAAUGAGUUGGAAGUGGUGAAGACUCGAGUGAAAGACCUUGAGGCAUCAGAGAGCAAGUUGGAAAAGGCUGAAAUAAGCUUAAAAGAUGACCUUACAAAGCUGAAGUCAUUUACUGUAAUGUUGGUUGAUGAACGAAAAAAUAUGAUGGAAAAAAUAAAACAGGAGGAAAAAAAGGUUGAGGGUCUAAACAAGAAUUUUAAAGUUGAACAAGGGAAAGUUAUGGAUGUAACAGAGAAACUGAUAGAAGAAAGUAAGAAAUUUUUGAAACUGAAAUCUGAAAUGGAAGAUAAAGUGUCUAGUUUGACAAAGGAAAGAGAUGAGUUAAUUGGCAAACUGAGAAGUGAAGAAGAAAAAUCCUCUGAACUAAGCUGUAGAGUUGACCUGUUAAAGAAAAGAAUUGAUGGUAUGGAGGAAGUAGAAAGAGAAAUUACAAGAGGUCGAACCAGGAAAGGACCAGAGCAUGGUUGUCAUGAGGACAACAAGAUUAAAGAACUUACUGUUGAAAUUGAAAGACUGAAAAAACGUCUCAAACAACUGGAAGUGGUUGAAGGAGAUUUGAUGAAGACAGAAGAUGAAUAUGAUCAGCUAGAACAGAAAUUUAGGACUGAGCAGGAUAAAGCUAACCUACUUUCUCAACAGCUGGAGGAGAUGAAGCUCCAGAUUGCUAAAACUAAAGCAAUAGAAAAAGGUGAAGCAGUAAGCCAGGAGGCAGAGCUGAGGCACAGGUUUCGUCUGGAAGAGGCCAAAAGCAGAGAUUUGAAAGCAGAAGUUCAAGCUCUUAAGGAAAAAAUCCAUGAGCUGAUGAACAAAGAAGACCAGCUUUCUCAGCUCCAAGUCGAUUAUUCCGUUCUGCAGCAAAGGUUUAUGGAAGAAGAAAAUAAAAACAAGAGCAUGGGGCAGGAAGUUCUGAACCUAACAAGAGAGCUGGAACUUUCUAAGCGUUACAGCCGUGCUCUGAGGCCCAGCAUAAAUGGACGAAGAAUGGUCGAUGUUCCCGUGACGUCCACCGGCGUGCAAACAGAUGCUGUAAGCAGUGAAGCAGCAGAAGAAGAAACUCCAGCAGUGUUUAUAAGGAAAUCCUUCCAGGAAGAGAAUCAUAUCAUGAGCAAUCUGCGACAGGUAGGUCUGAAAAAACCCAUGGAGCGUUCUUCAGUGCUCGAGAGAUAUCCUCCAGCAGCGAAUGAACUUGCAAUGAGGAAAUCUUGGAUACCAUGGAUGAGGAAGAGGGAAACUGGGGCUCAGGCAACUCCUGAUAAAGGAGCCCGAACUCACAGCAGUCCAGCGCAUCCCGGGGAGGUUGUCCUUUCACCAAAGCAGGGUCAACCUCUUCAUAUUCGGGUGACACCAGACCACGAGAACAGCACAGCUACUUUGGAGAUAACCAGUCCAACCUCAGAGGAAUUUUUUUCAAGUACCACUGUCAUUCCUACUUUGGGAAAUCAGAAGCCACGAAUAACCAUCAUUCCAUCUCCAAAUGUUAUGCCCCAAAAAGGGAAAGGCAGUGAAAGUCCCAUGGGCCCAGAUCGUUCUAUGUCUCCAGUCACUAUAACAACAUUCUCCAGGGAAAAGUCCCCAGAGGGAGGGAGAGCACCCUUCGCCGACAGACCUGCAUCGCCAAUUCAGAUUAUGACGGUAUCAACAUCUGCAGCACCGGCAGAAAUCUCUGUCUCUCCGCAGUCACAAGAUAUGACCAUGGGAAGGGCUGUCUUCAAAGUAACACCGGAAAAACAAACUGUCCCGACUCCAAUCCGCAAGUACAAUGCCAACGCCAACAUUAUUACAACAGAAGACAACAAAAUCCACAUCCACUUAGGUUCCCAGUUUAAACGCUCUCCCAGUGCUGCACCUGAUGGUGCAAGUCCUGUGAUAACAGUCAGACCGGUGAACAUAGCAGCAGAGAAGGAAGUUGUGACCGGUACUGUCCUUCGAUCGCCCCGCAACAACCUGUCCUCGCGACCUGCACCAAGCAAGGUGACAAGUACUAUCACUAUAACGCCUGUUACAACGUCUUCCACCCGAGGAACACAAUCAGUGACAGGACAGGAUGGGUCAUCCCCGAGACCUACACCCACCCGCAUUCCUGUGUCAAAAGAGAGUGUCAUCAUUCACCAGUUACGCAUGAACUCUAGAUGAGUUUCCGCCCCCACUAUAUGCUCUCUGUGUGCACUACCCUCCUUGCCAGCUGGAUGGAUCACUGCAGAAGCUCUCUACCAUCAACACCAGGGUCACUUGUGCUACUGAUUCUUCGUGGAAGUAUUUAUUGCUUCCAUUAGAUUUUAUAUAUUUUUUCUUGGUAGAGCUUUAAGAAUGAAGGGCCUUGCUGGAAUUUUGAAAGUACAUAGUCAGAGGGAGGGAAGCAGUCUUUCUGCCAGCUGAAUUUCACUUUUAUUUGCAAAGCCUAAGGCACGUGCUUGAUUUUGUUUGAUGUUUGCCAUAUAAUUUAUUUUUAUAAUACACUUUGUAAAGUAACUGUCCCAAAGUUGCAAUUCCUGUUGUCCAUGGCGCAUUUAUUUGUAUAAUACACUGUCAAAUUUGCAAUUUGAUAUUUUUGUAAUAGAGAGUAUGUAAAGAAAGAAAAAUUUAACGUCAGCAAUGUUUUGUGUUUAAAUGGAAAAAUACUCAGCACAUUUUAUUGCCACCAUGAGAUUCUGUGAGACUAAAUACUCUGAAGACUGCUGUAUGGAAUUUGUACUAUUGCAGAAUUUUUCUUGCACUGUGUGAUGGUUUGGCAUAAAAUUAAGUAUUAAAGUCCAAUGCCUUGAAAUGCAACCAGAUUUACUCAUUUUAAACAAUGUAAGCCAGUUUUUAAAGCUGUGAUUUUUUUUCUAUAUAAUGUAUGUUUUUACUUCUGCCUGUACCAAAAAAGUUGAUUUUCAUUACACUGUAACUAAUAAAUUUUCACAACUAUGCAAAUGUAAUCAAGUGUUUGAAUUUUAACUCUAAUUUCUUAAGGUUGACAGUACUCAUAUAUGUAUUUUUUUAUAGGGACAGAAGGUACGGCUUUGGAAGUUCCUUUUUCUGAGUGGUAUUUCACUGCGGUAUCAACCGUGAUGUAAAACUGAUUCAGAUAUUAAGAUAUAGAGAGGGAUCUAUCACCAAGCCCUUAAUGACUUAACCAUUUCUAACCUUGCGCUUUCACUGCAUAGGCAGAGCUGUCCGAUUGGUAUGGUCAGAAUAUUUAAUCCAGGACUAAAAGGACUGUAUAAACAAGAUGCCAUGCACUCUGCCAUACGCUGAAGGGUGCGUUUUACACUGGUGGCUGUAGCUUUUCAAGUAGCAUCCAGAGAGUCCUGUGGCAGCUAUACUUAAAAUCAUUUUUGAAUGAGUUAUAUAUGAAGCUGGAUACAACCCAGGCAGGGUCUUUUUUCUUAUAAUGAAUUAUUUUUAAUCUAAGUCAUUGGCACAUAUUUAAAAUACUGCAGAUUUUUUAAUUGCAGAAGCUACUGGGAGAAACUACUUUUUGGAAGGGAAAAGGGUGUUGCUUGCAGGAGAUAUACUGUGGGACGCCAGAAAGAGUGCAUUCACUCAGCAUCCCACGGAGAUGAGGAGGCCAGUUCAUUUUUGAAGCUGUAAUAAUGCACUGCUAUGCAGUCAGUUUGAUCUUCAUGGUUUAGUUUGCUUGCCAGCCAUGGGAGCUGUUUUUUUCUUCUAGCUACGAGUUCUGCAGCAAAUGCUGACAUUGUAGAGAGGGAAGAUACUCUGGGACCUAUAUAAACUUUGUUGGAGUUGAUCGGCAUUGUAAAGAGUUUGCUAAUACAGCUGUACUGAGUAAUCAAAAUAUAUGCUGCUUAUCCUUGUGAAAGAGUCAUUUUGUUGGUAUAGUUUAUACUUCAGCAUAUACUUCAGCUAGUGCACCCAGUUUUUUGAGUGGGUUUUUUUUCCUUACAUCAGAUAAUAUAUGCCAAUAGCAUAGCUCUGUCUGUAGAUCAGAUUUUAGAGUGAGUCAAGAAGAAUUCCAGCUUUCAGAGACUAAUACAGCUGAGGUGAAUGAAGUUUGCUAUGUGCCACAUUUCAAUUUACUGCACAGUACAAUGAACAUUGUAAUGACCCAGAUAUUCUAGUUUCAAAGCAAUACUUGGGAAUCAAAACUUAACCAUGUUAAUAACUACAUUGAGCUUAUCUGGAAUGAAAUUGUCAGCUAUUUGAAAGUGACAGUGAUAGGCCUGAAAUAAACUUCAGCUUUUAAAUAUGAGUAAGAUAUAAGUAAUAUCUUAUUCUGAAGUUGAGUCUAGCUUUAAAAGCUCCCAAUCAAAGUAGAAAAUAUUUUUACUUGUCUAGAUUUUAAUAUAAAGACGAUUCAGUAUAAGUGUAUGUAUAAGUUGUCCCCUUUUCGUUUAUGAGUCCUAAACAAAUAUAUAAACUUUUAUGGUUUCGCAAAUACAUUAAGUUUUUAAGCUUUACAAAAUAAAGGUUUGU